UGUACUGGCUGUCGAAGUGAUGCACCAAUCUUUUUAUGACUGUUUGACCUUCAAGUGCUCAGUAACCUUCAAAAUGCGCAAUGCCACUGUGUUGCUGCUGUGGUUUUACAUCGCUCAUCAUUGAGAGGAGUUAUAUCUGACGUAAGCAUGCUAGAAAGAAUGCAGCGACAGUAAAUAGUAAUAGGAACGAAAAAUCGAGAUAACACAAAUGACGUGAAAAAGUCGUGCUAACACUUAAAGCGUCGCACAAGCUACGGAAUCUCGAGAUUCCAUAAGAAUGCCGAUCAGUACACUUAAGGAUUCAGUACUUCAGCAACACAAAAAUGCUAGCAAAAAACCAGAAUAAAACAAUUCAUGCAUCACUGCUUACAAAGAUUUUAAAAAUGAUAGUUCCCGCUUAAUUAUGACUGAUCGACAAGUAGUUUGCCAAAAUUACGAACCGGAGUUGAGGCUAUUUCCAUUCUGUAUUUUGUUGUUGUUGCUAAUUUUCGCCGAUUGCGUUUAUUAUUGAAUGCAAGUGAAUAACAUAAACAUAAUGGGUUGUUUACUCAGUUCGCUUAUGUUUACCUCUCCCAGACUCACACCUUGCUUCUUACUCUUCCCAAAAUAUAACUUAUUUAUAGGUUCGAUACAAACCUAACGAAGGCUAAACGUUACGUUUCCGAAUGGUUUAUGAUGAAUAUACUCUUUUCAUAACGCCAGAUCACUACUUCAUAAAUGCAUUAGGGUCGAAAGCCUUCAUCAUAAUUGACAGAGUGUCACAAGAACUUAAAGUUGAAUUUGAAGAACCGGCCAUCCCAAGCGUAGCAAAAAAGCAUACAAUCUAUGGAAUAUGGGGGGUUGUACGUCUAGUUUCGGGGUUUUAUUUGAUAGUAAUUAAAGAACGUGAGCGAGUCGGUGAGAUAUUCGGGAACACUAUUCUAAAAAUAACCAAGAGCGUCAUAUUACCAUUUGCAAGGUCUUUACUUCAUUUGACAGAUAUUCAGAAUCAAGAUGAAUCUUUAUAUUGCCAAAUGCUUAAUAGUAUUCUAUCGUCAGAAGGCUUUUACUACUCGACUACCUAUGACUUGAGUCACACAUUGCAACGUUUAUCAGAUACGGACCCAAAAUUCAAGGCAUCCAGUAUUUACGAGCGUGCAGAUACACGGUUUACGUGGAAUAAAUCUCUGUUGACCGAAUGGGAAUCUAUGCUUAAUUCUACAUCAUCCUUCAAACAUAAGCAAACAACCAGUUGGAAUCGCUUCGAUUACUGUGUACCUAUCAUUCAAGGAUAUGUUGGGAUAAUAUCAUAUCCAGAAAAUUUGUCUGACACUAUUAAGGGAAACCUCGUGUAUUCCCUCAUCUCUCGUCGUAGUAUACAUCGAACUGGAACAAGGUUCAACGCACGUGGAGUUGACGGGGAAGGAAACUGUGCGAAUACUGUAGAAACAGAACAAUUGGUCGAUAUUUCGGGGCAUAGAUUUUCUUUUGUUCAGCUUCGUGGUUCUGUGCCAAUAUAUUGGAGUCAACGACCGAACUUAAGAUAUAAACCAGCUGUUUUACUAGGUGGUAGUCAACUAACUUCCAGUAUAACACACUCGGAUAACCUAACCGUUAAUGAGACUGAGAAGAAUUUGGAGGCAAUUCAAGCUAAUAUUGCACGUCAACAUUUUCAUAGUUUAAUAUACGAUUAUGGUUACGGACGACAAACAAUAAUAAAUUUAUUAGAUCAGAAAGGGAUGGAACGUAAUUUAGGACAUGCUUAUGCUAUGGCCGUCUCAGCUUUAGAUGAAAAAGAAGUCAAAUAUGAAAGUUUUGAUUUUCAUCAUGAAUGUGGUUCAACUCGUUGGGAUCGACUGGGUAUCUUGUUAGAACACCUUAUACCAGAAUUACUGAGAUCAAAACAACUACAUAUAGAUAUGAAUAACUCUGCAACAAUUAUUACUCGUCAAACUGGAACAUUUCGUUCAAACUGUAUUGAUUGCUUGGACAGAACGAAUGUGAUUCAAUCUAUGCUUAGUUGGUGUGCAUUAGAACAAGCAAUGAUUGAAAUUGGUAUAUUACAAGGUACAGUUUCUCGAACAGCCGAUGCUAGUACUACAUCACCUCUAUCUCAUUUGUGGCCAGGUUUUGGAUUUCGUUUUAAAUCGAUUUGGGCUAACAAUGCAGAUUACUGUUCUCUUCAAUAUGCAGGUACACCAGCCUUGAAAACAGAUUUCACUAGAACAGGUAAAAGAACAUUCUAUGGUAUACUGAUGGAUGGUUAUUAUUCAAUAAUUCGUUAUUAUUUAAAUAAUUUCAACGAUGGCUUCCGGCAAGAUUCAAUGCAUUUACUUCUUGGCCAAUAUAAAGUGAUGGAUGUUAAUGGGAAUCUUAAGCCAUUACGUGGACCAGGUGGACCUCCUAGACGUCGCCUAAAAAAUUCUGAUUCUGAAUGGUUUACACAGUUUCUACCACUAGUAUUUAGUUUUACCUUAGCUAUGUCUGUAUUGUGUUGUAUCUUUCCUACAGCUCAUUGGACAGAGAAAGCAACUUACGUACUAUUCUGGGGUGGAGCUUCAGUUCUUUCUGCUUUAGCAAUAUUUGCCUACGGUGAUGAUUUUGUUGACCAUCCUCGAUUUUGUCCAGACUAAAGAGGAUUUUCCAAAUCAAUUCUUACGAUAAAACCCAUGAAUCCGUAAUAAUUUCAUUAAUUGAAGAAUGUAAUGCUUGCUCGAUAAAACUACAUAUUGACAAAUAUCUUUGUAUUUUAAUAGGAAUAUAUAUGUUCGGUUGGUCGACUAACAAGGACAUAUCUUUUCUGUCUUCUUUCUUUCUUGUGCUAAAAAGGAAUCUUUUUAUAACUGUGACAACUUUGCUCAUUAUAUUAGUAGUGAUUACAAUGUCUUUCUUCUGGGUGUUUUCUUUUUCUCUUCAUAUUUCGAGUUAAGUUUGAUCUCGUGAAAUAUUUCGAACUAAUCAAAUCAUUGCCAUCUGAACCUGAAUAAAUCAAUCCACCUUUAAAAUGUCACUGCCUAGAAAAUUGUACAAAAUUUUCGUUACUUUUUCAGCGGAUGUUUCAGUACGUAAGUGUGAAAACCUGCCUCGAUCAACAAUCAUCAUAAAAAUUAAUGAAUAGCAGACUUUUCACUGUCUAAAUAAUUGAUUCCAGUGUACCAUUGCAACUUCUUUGUAGUUAAAUGAAGAAGUAAGAUAGUCUUUCUACUGGAACCGGUAAAAAACAUCUCGGUUGUCC
This is a messenger RNA of Schistosoma margrebowiei, 3214 nucleotides long. Lineage: Eukaryota; Metazoa; Platyhelminthes; Trematoda; Strigeidida; Schistosomatidae. The record is from the annotation of a GenBank genome assembly.